Molecule: messenger RNA, 3802 nt
Organism: Ornithorhynchus anatinus (platypus)
Lineage: Eukaryota; Metazoa; Chordata; Mammalia; Monotremata; Ornithorhynchidae
Gene: LCTL
Product: lactase like
Exons: 13
Coding region: 1-1746 (581 amino acids)
Biological process (GO): carbohydrate metabolic process
Molecular function (GO): beta-glucosidase activity
Source: RefSeq, a predicted model, not a curated record
AUGGUGAGGACAGCCUUCAUCCCGGCCGUGUGGUGGGAGCUGGGACUGGUGGCCGCUCUGUGGAUGGCCGAGGACCGACGUUGGGCCGACGGGCGCCCGGGCUCCUUCUCCUAUGGGCUGUUCCCUCCCGUACAGUGCCCCUCUGGACGGGUCACCUGGGUGCCGUGCCCAGGUUUCUCCUGGGGCGUCGGCAGCUCGGCCUAUCAGACGGAGGGUGCGUGGGACCAGGAUGGGAAAGGCCCGAGCAUCUGGGACAUCUUCACUCACAAGGGAAAGAGCUUCCGGAACCAGACGGCCGAUUCCUCCUGCGAAAGCUACUAUAAAUUCAAGGAUGAUAUUCAGCUCCUGAGGGAUCUGGGCGUCAGCCACUACCGCUUCUCCAUCUCCUGGCCCCGGAUCGUACCUACCGGGGUGAGAAGCGACGGGGUGAACGAGCCGGGCAUCGCGUUCUACGGCGCCCUCCUCGACUCCCUGCUGCAGAGCCACGUGAGCCCCGUGGCCACCCUCUACCACUGGGACCUUCCGCAGGCGCUCCAAGAGAAGUACGGCGGCUGGCAGAACGCCAGCAUGGUCUCUCACUUCGAUGACUACGCCAACCUGUGCUUUGAGGAGUUCGGGGAUCGGGUGAAGCACUGGAUCACUUUCCACAAUCCUUGGGCCAGCGCGGUGGGCGGCUACGACACAGGACAACACGCUCCCGGGCUGAGGCUCCGAGGGACAGGGUCAUACAAGGCAGCGCAUCACAUCAUCAAAGCCCACACCAAGGCUUGGCACUCCUACAACAAAAGAUGGCGCAAGAAGCAGAAAGGGAAGGUGGGGAUCUCACUGACCUGUGCCUGGGGGGAGCCCGUGGAUGACACCAACCCCAGGGACGUGGAUGCCGCCGAGAGAUUCAUGGACUUUUGCCUGGGCUGGUUCGCCAACCCGAUCUUCGCCGGAGACUACCCCGAAGCCAUGAAGGAGAACGUGGGCCAGAAGAGCGCGGAGCAGGGCCUGGCGAGAUCCCGGCUGCCGCUCUUCUCUGCCCAGGAGAAGAGUUACAUCAAAGGCAGCGCCGACUUCCUGGGGUUGGGUCACUUCACGACCCGCUUCAUCACGGACAAGAUUCAGCCUUCCCGCCGGGGGCCCAGCUACCACAACGACCGCGACCUGGCGGAGCUGGCCGACCCGGACGGGCCCCAAGCCACCCCCUGGGGAUUCCGCCGCCUGCUCAAUUUCGCUCAGAUCCAGUACGGCAACCCCGACAUCUACGUGACCGAAAACGGAGUCCCCGAAAGCUUGCAGUGUGCCCAGCUGUGCGACGAGGGGAGAAUUCGCUUCCUCCGGGAUCACGUGAACGAAGUGCUCAAAGCUAUCAACGACGGAGUGAAUGUAAAGGGAUACACUUUCUGGUCGCUACUGGAUGGCUUUGAAUGGGAAAAAGGCUAUGCGGACAGAUACGGACUAUACUACGUUGAAUUUAAAGACAAGCGCAAGCCCCGGUAUCCUAAAGCUUCGGUUCAGUACUACAAGGAGAUCAUCGGAGCAAAUGGCUUUCCCAGUCCGAGAGAGGUGGAGAACUGGCAGACUGCAGCCACAGAGACCUGCUCUACCUCCAACCAACUCCAGGCUGCAGAUCCCUCGGUAAGCCCCGUGCAGAUGAUGACGGAGGUCGUGGUGCCCACGGUGUGCGCGCUUUGCAUCCUGAUCAGCGCCGUCUUCUUCUCCGUCCUCCUCCGGAGACCAAGUGGGCCAGAGCCAGCGUGAAAGGUGGCAUCUCUCGGCGUCUGGUGAAAGGGAUAAUACAGUGUCUUCAUCGUCGGGUCGAUUCAUAGGUUUGCGGAUUCCUUUUCCCUCUGUCACUGCAAUGAUAGGGGAAGAUCAUCUCUUUGCCAGACGCAGUCAAAGGCCAACCAUGUUAAGAGGCUGCAUUAACAGGGAGCUGGCUUGAGGGCCCUGUCGAUUCCUUUGGCAUAACUCAUUUUAUAAAGGAGGGGAGACAUUGGGAAGAGCCUACGCCUGAGCAACAACCAAGAUUAAAAGGGGAACAAAGGUUUAAGGACUGGAUGAAGGGAGUUUGGUCUGGAUCCGAGAGUUAUGAAGUGACUUCAGGUCUUCAAGAGCAUGCCAGGGUUUUUUCAGAAGGAGGGCUCUAGCCAAUUGUUCCCCGUGGCUGCCUAAGAGUGAGCCAGAAGAAAUGAGAGCAAGAGACCAUCACAGAGAGUUUGGGUUAUCUACAGUGCACAUUAUAUGAUAAAGGCUGCCGUUUCUGCCGCUAAGAGUGCUCAGAAAAUGGGAGCAUCUGAGGUGGAUUAGGGUAGCGGCCCGGUUCUACUGCACCCGGGCCAAGCCUGGAGACUGCUAGAAAGCCAAACCAGAUGGUCGUGGCUUCUCUGGCCAUUCACUUGCCCAAGGGAAGACCAUCCCUUCCACAGGUGUGCGGACUACCAGUAAAGCCAAAACUGGGUGAGAAUUAAGAAUGUGAAUUAUUAUGGAUGCACUUUUAUGGGCUGGGGUUCUUUUCAUUCUUCAGAUACAAGCAACUUUCGCUAGCAACGGUAGCUUCUUCAAGUAAGGAAGCUGCUAUAUAUUUAAUCUGAGUCCACAUUACUGACACAUUGCAAGGGACUUCUGUUAUUUUAGUUAAUCUCUUCUUGGGAACAAGGAAUAGAGUGUGUUUUUCAUGACCUUAAGAAGAGUAGAAAUGUGUUUUGUUUUAGGAUGCAAUUAAAACCACAGGCCAUGGGACCCGCGUCCAUCGAUAACACCAGAGGCGAGAUCACUGUCAGAUACUUUAGUCAUUUUUCUGGUGCUACUGAACACAAUCUCCAGGCGCUAAGAAAAACUUUUCAAAAGUUCUUUACAGUUCUAAAUUUGAUAUUACAUAUGCGAUUACAUCUGCUCUGGGAGGAUAGCUCCACAAAUCCGAGAAGACUGUGUGCUGUAGGACUCAAAAAUGUGCAAUCUCACUUCAGACUACCUAUUCAAAACUUUGAGACUUCCAAUUCUGUAUAUUGGCAUGAAAAAUGAAUGUUUCUGCUCCAAUUCAAAAAAAUAAGGUAUAGGAAGGAAAGUCCUAUUUCUUGAUGCUAUUUGAAAGGUUUUAUCUUGGUGGUACAUUCAAAUCAGUGACAGAAAAUAUGUAAAACCCAUGAAGCUUCUUUUGAAAUUUUAAAAAAAUCAACUGUUGAACAGAAUGCCCAGCUAGAUCACUUAAAUAAAUAUUUGUGAUGCAAACAAAAUAUGCCGGGAAAAUCAGAAGCUGAAUAGAAAAUACCUUUUCGGAGAGCGUAGCUGCGCUGUCAUGUAAAAUACACCCGACUGCAGUUUGCCGUUGUAGUGAAAUACAUUCUUUCCUCAAUGUUACUGUUAAAUGUUGAUUCAGAAAGAUCUGUAGCCAAAAAAAUAAAACCAGGUCAGUUUACAUCUGCUCUCACAAAAGGAAAAGGUACUUUGGAUCUGCUGUAGGUGACAGGUUUAAACGACCUGUAGUAGCUAACUGAAAGGAAAUAUCUUCAUUUUCUUGAAUGAGCAAGCUGUGAAUGUAGUCAGAAGUUGCUGAUGUGGGGCUUUUUUGUUGUUUUCUUCUUUUUGAGGCUCUGACUAUAUGAUGCACGUCAUUGUCAGGGCCUAGAAAGGGGGCUUCGCUCUGACAAGAGGUCUACAUCUCCAACUCAGUCCUGGGUAAGGGGACAGGCAGUGUUUCUGCUUAUUGCCUCCCACUACUCCUAAUAAGACCAUCCCACUUCUCUCACCUCUUCUGAUCCAGGGGAUGAAAAUUCCUGGUUUUUUGAAUUUUCAAAUUACAUUAUCCUGGAAUGCU